CACCGCCCCACCCCCAGACCAUCCAUAUGCCCUUUUGCCUUUCUGCUGGGGUAUAUAUAGCAUGAGAAGGGAAGCAACCAGCCCUGGCAGUCAAAAUGAGGCUUUUUCUCCCCGUCUGCUGCCUGCUGGCUCUGCUGGCACUCACCACUGCAGAUGCAGUAAAGUCUGAGAGUGAUCCGCUUGUGCCUCUACAGCUGAAGCCCGAAGGUGAGCUUUUCACCAGCUGUGAUGGCACAGAAGAUAUCAGCCGAAGCUCCUCCAAUGACACACCUGCCCCAAAGAGACCUGUCUGCCAACCCUGCAGCCCUGGUGGACAUAUUCACACCAACGCAGAAGAGGUCAGCUCGAAUGAGGAAGAGGAGGUCGUUUCAGAAGAGAAGGAUGAAGAGUUAAGUGAGGAGGAGAGCUCUGAGGAGAUAUUUGAAGGGGAGGCACAGGAAGAGCAGGAAGAUAUGAAAGAUGAAGCUCUUGAGGUUGUGGAUGAGGAGGCAGAGGGGGAGGAACACAGUGAUGUAGAGGCACCUAUGGUUGUUGAGGAAUCUUUGAAAGAGGAGGAAGAGGAGGUUCAUGAGACUGAAGAUGAGGUAGUGGAGGAAGAAGAGGUUCAUGAGACUGAAGAAGAGGUAGUGAAGGAAGAAGAGCUGGUAGUGGAGGAAGAGGGGGUUCAUGAGACUGAAGAGGAGGUCGUGGAGGAAGAAGAGGUGGUAGUGGAGGAAGAAGAGGUUCAUGAGACGGAAGAGGAGGUAGUGGAGGAAGAGGAGGUUCAUGAGACUGAAGAGGAGGAAGAAGAGGUGGUAGUGGAGGAAGAGGAGGUUCAUGAGACUGAAGAGGAGGUAGUGGAAGAAGAAGAGGUGGUAGUGGAGGAAGAGGAGGUUCAUGAGACUAAAGAGGAGGUAGUGGAGGAAGAUGAGGUUGCUGAGACUGUUGAGGAGGUAGUGGAGGAUGAGGAGGUUUCUGAGACUGUUGAGGAGGUAGUCAAGGAAGAGGAGGUUUAUCAGACUGAAGAGGAGAUAGUGAAAGAAGAUGAGAUUGACCAGACCGAUGAGGUUGCAGAUGAGGAAGAGAAUGUGUCUCAUACUGAAGUGGAGGUAGAGGAGAAAGAGGAGGUUCCUCAACCUGAUGAGGUGACACAGGAGCUUUCUAAUUCAGAAGAGACAGAAACAUUAUCUCACCAUGGAGAUCCAUUGGAGCAGGUGGAGGGGAGACCAGAAGAAGCUAUAAUACUGACCGAGGAGGAAGCUGUAACAGAGAAAGAAGCUCCAGAAGAACUGUCUGUCAUUGUAGAAGAAAGUGAAAGUACCUCAGAAGAGCAGUCAGCAUCUGUGGAAGAACCUGAAGAGGCUGAAACGGAGGAAACUGAUGAUACUGUUGUAGCGGCUGCUGAGGAACAUGGACCAGAGGUUGUUCAGGAGGUUGUGGGUGAAGCCAAAGAUGUAUUAGAGGAGGUGGCAGAACCUACUCCAAAACCAAAUGACGUUUAUGAAGAUGUUCCUGCAAAUGCUGAAGAAGUAACAGUUUCACCUGAUAAACCAGCACCCAAGGAAUCUGUGAAAGGGAAGAAAACAACGCCAUCAGCUUCAGGCACAAGAGAUCGGUCUCACAUUGAAGAUGCACUUCAUCUUGCCUCAGCUGAACCAUCAAAGGCAUUUGUUGAUGCUCUGAAAAAGCUGCAGCAUAUCUACAGCACAGCAAUUAAACCCCUAGAGAAUGCCUACAAAUACAAUGAACUCAGACAGCACGAGGUGUCAGAUGCAGAGAUCAACUCAAAGCCCAUGGUCUUGUUUCUGGGUCCCUGGAGUGUUGGCAAGUCUUCCAUGAUCAAUUAUCUUCUGGAUCUCCAAGACAAGUCACAACUUUACACAGGGGCUGAGCCCACAACCUCAGAAUACACUGUAUUAAUGCACGGCGAAAAGCUACGUACCAUCGAGGGCAUUGUCAUGGCAGCCGACAGUUCGCGCUCCUUCUCACCGCUGGAGAAGUUUGGACAGGGUUUCCUAGAGAAGCUGGUCGGAAUUGAGAUGCCGCACAAACUCCUUGAGCGGGUUACUUUUGUGGACACACCUGGAAUUAUCGAAAACCGAAAGCAGCAAGAAAGAGGCUACCCCUAUAGCGAAGUGUGCCAGUGGUUUAUAGACCGUGCUGACCUCAUCUUCCUCGUCUUUGACCCAACCAAACUGGAUGUAGGAUCAGAACUCGAAAUGCUAUUUAGACAAAUGAAAGGGCGCGAGUCACAGAUCCGUAUAAUCCUCAACAAAGCUGAUAGUCUGUCAACCCAGGACCUAAUGCGUGUGUACGGCGCCCUCUUCUGGAGCAUGGCACCCUUGAUAAACGUGACCGAGCCCCCGCGAGUCUACGCCAGCUCCUUCUGGCCACAGGACUACGCUGCCGACACCAACAGAGGCCUCUUCAUGCGCGAGGAGAUUUCUCUGCUGGAGGACCUGAAUCAGGUAAUCGAGAACCGCUUGGAAAACAAAAUCGCCUUUAUACGCCAGCAUGGCAUCCGCGUACGGAUCCACGCCCUCUUGGUCGACCGCUAUCUGCAGACGUACCACGAGAAGCUGGGCUGGUUCAGCGACCCAGACGAGGUGUUUCGCGAUAUCGUCAGCGACCCAGACAAGUUUUACAUCUUUAAGUCCAUUCUGGCCAAGACCAACGUUAGCAAGUUUGAUCUGCCGGAACCGGAGGCGUACCAGGACUUCUUUGGAGUGAAUCCUCCCGCUGGAUUUAAGCUCCUCUCCUCGCACUGCAGCUGGUCAGGUGGCUGCCUUCUGGAGAAGAUCGAGAAGGCCAUCACGGAGGAUCUGCCUGCUUUGCUUAGUAGCUUGGCAGAGAAGCAACCCAAAGCAGAACCGGCCGCAGAGACCAAGGAGAAACCCAAAAAUCCUUGGAGGAGACAGUGAUGAAGCGAUGGGAUUUAGGGAAAAUUGUAAAGGUUCAACUCCUACCGGAGAUGCAAUCAUUCAUAUUAGACCGAGGGCACCAAAGCAAUGAAUUAUCACUUGAAUGCAUGGAUGAAUGGACUGUAAAAUGAAGAAAUGAGAAUAACAUGUUAUAAAUACCUAAUAGAUGUACAAUUUUAAAGAUUCACAGCGAUGGGAAGUCAAAUGAGGCAUGUAUUGAGAGUUUAUACGUGGUCUGUAUGAAAUAGUCCUGAGUGAGGAAAUCAGUCUCCAAUUUUUAUUUCCUUUAUUUUUUCUGUUAUUUACGGAGCCCCUAACGGGACAUGGAGCAAAAAUUAAGUUAAAUUCCUUUCGCGUGCGGACGUAAAACUAUCGAGUUUAGUUUUGCGUGCUCACAUGAAACUUUCGCAUGCUCGUGUGAAACUAUCGAGUUUAGUUUUGCGUGCUCACGUGAAACUUUAGCAUGCUCGUGUGAAACUAUCGAGUUUAGUUUUGCGUGCUCACGUGAAACUUUCGCAUGCUCGUGUGAAACUAUCGAGUUUAGUUUUGCGUGCUCACGUGAAACUUUCGCAUGCUCGUGUGAAACUAUCGAGUUUAGUUUUGCGUGCUCACGUGAAACUUUCGCAUGCUCGUGUGAAACUAUCGAGUUUAGUUUUGCGUGCUCACGUGAAACUUUCGCAUGCUCGUGUGAAACUAUCGAGUUUAGUUUUGCGUGCUCACGUGAAACUUUCGCAUGCUCGUGUGAAACUAUCGAGUUUAGUUUUGCGUGCUCACGUGAAACUUUCACAUGCUCGUGUGAAACUAUCGAGUUUAGUUUUGCGUGCUCACGUGAAACUUUCGCAUGCUCGUGUGAAACUAUCGAGUUUAGUUUUGCGUGCUCACGUGAAACUUUCACAUGCUCGUGUGAAACUAUCGAGUUUAGUUUUGCGUGCUCACGUGAAACUUUCGCAUGCUCAUGUGAAACUAUCGAGUUUAGUUUUGCGUGCUCAGAUGAAACUUUUGCGUGCUCACGUGAAACUUUCAUGUGCGCAUGCGAAAGUUUCACAUGCGUGCAAAACUUAACUUUGCAAAAAAAUUUUGCACAUUAAGGUUUCGCAUGAGCACAUGAAACUAAACUUUAGAUUUUUUAAUACAAUGUCACCUUAGGGGCUCGGUAGUUAUUCUUUUGGGUGCAAAACUUAUUUGACUUAUUUAUAUUACAUGUAUGUUCAGAACAAAUACAGUGUCCAGUAAUCGUAUUCAGUGGCGGCGCGUGAUUGCUCAUCCGAGGGGUGCAAAUUCAAAAUAUGUGUUGCUCCUGUUUUCAAAAUAUGUGUUUGUUAUGUCAUGUGCAUCAUGUGUUUUGUCAAAAUAAGUGCCUGCUGCACACGCGUCAAAACCAUUUAUGAUAAAAGAGACGCUCACGUUCACGAAAUACACACAAGACACUCCCUUAACAGUAAACUCUGACUACGCAAGAGAUUAUGCGAGUAUCUGGCAAACGCCCAUUAAGUCCACUUAUUUUGACAAAACACUGCACAGAAGGAUUGCUCGACGCGCAGAACACAUAUUUUGAAAUUACGAACCACACACAUGACGGGCUACAUACAUGUUGUGACGAACUUCGCAUCGUGCGCCCUCGAAAAACAAAGUCAAUGGCCGCCACUAAUCGUAUUUAUUUUUCUUUUGGAUGUCGUUUUAAGCUUGAAAACUACUUAAUAUUACUUCACGAUUACUCUGAAGUGACUAUUUUUCUUUGUACAGUGAUAUUGCAGUUGCUAGUAUUACGGUUGAGUUUGCUUACAUUACUGCAUGGUAAAGUUUUGGUAACACUGCAUUGUGUUUGUUUUUCGUAGAUUUGGGCUUUUUUAUUCAUAAAGUAUAGAAAUGUAACAUUAAACUUCAAUAAAAUUAAAUUACAUUUAAAUGUAUGACUAAAUAAAUGAAUGUAUUGUAUAACAGAUACAUAAAAUAAAGGGUUUUGCAUUAAGUUUGAAGAGCUCCAACUUCAACAAAAACUCAAAGUAUCCACUAGAUGGCGUAUCUUAUCAUUGUACUGAAUGCAAUAUAUAUUUAUCAUCACACUUGUAAAUGAACCUUUGGCAUCAUAAAAAUACUGUUUAUGUUAUCAUUUUGUCUUAUCAGUUUUCAGUGUGUAAAUAAAAUAUAUACUGUUGCAGUUUAUACUGUAUAUCUGUCUAUCUAAGCAGAGAAAUUUGCAUGCCCUAUAUGGUCAAAAUAUGAUGAUGAUAAUGAUACAUAAUAUGAUGUUUAACUAUUUAUAAUUCCAUAGAUUUGUGAUUUUUAAAACAUACACAAUAAAGCUUGCAAAGUGAGAUUUGUACUAA
Molecule: messenger RNA, 5227 nt
Organism: Paramisgurnus dabryanus
Lineage: Eukaryota; Metazoa; Chordata; Actinopteri; Cypriniformes; Cobitidae
Molecular function (GO): GTP binding
Source: RefSeq, a predicted model, not a curated record